Nicotiana attenuata is the source of this 1755-nucleotide messenger RNA. RefSeq lists its product as uncharacterized. Lineage: Eukaryota; Viridiplantae; Streptophyta; Magnoliopsida; Solanales; Solanaceae. The coding region runs from base 1 to 1755 and encodes 584 amino acids. The transcript has 6 exons. The record is from RefSeq and is a predicted model, not a curated record.
AUGCCAUAUAAUCUUCCUCCAUGGAUGUGCAUGAAACAAGAGUUCUUCAUUCUGUCCUUUCUUAUUCCUGGACCCAAAGCGCCUAGCAAUAAUAUCGAUGUAUUUUUGCAACCUCUAAUAAAAGAGUUAAAUGAAUUAUGGGAUGUUGGGGUAGAAACAUACGAUGCCUCUACUAAGGAGAUAUUUCAAAUGCGAGCAGCUCUCAUGUGGACUAUAAAUGACAUUCCUGCAUAUGGUACUCUCUCUGGAUGGUGCACUUAUGGUCGGUUUGCAUGCCCUUCUUGUAACAUAAACACUCAAUCUAGAAGGCUGAAACAUGGCAGAAAGUUUUUUUACAUGGGGCAUCGACGCUUCUUGAAGUCGGGAUACAAAUAUCGGAAUGAUGCGAAAUCAUUUGAUGGGACUAAAGAAACAAGACCUGCACCUUCUCUAAUAUCUGGGUCAGUAGUGCUGAAUCAAGUUAAAGAUAUAAAAUUUACUCUCGGCCAGUCAAGUGAAGGCAAAGAGCUAAAACUAGAAGAGUUAAACCUACUUGAAGAAAAAAUCCCAGAAACAUUGUCUACUAUGGAGAAACUCUUCCUCCCAGGAUUCUUUGCUGUUAUGAUACACUUGGUUAUUCACUUGGCAACUGAGGCUAAACAUGCGGGACCAGUACAUUAUCGCUGGAUGUAUCCAAUUGAGAGGUAUUUGGGUACUUUAAAAUCAUAUGUUCGUAAUCGUGCAUGUCCAGAAGGUUCAAUAGCAGAAGCAUACAUAGCAAAUGAGUGUAUGGCAUUCUGCUCACGAUAUUUAGAGGGUGGAGAUUCAAGGUCUUAUUGUUCAACAAAAUGGAGUGAUGAAAUUGAGCAUGAGACUAAUAAAGAAGAAUCUCUUUUUCCUACUGUUGGGGAGUCGUACGGUAGAGUAGAUGUAUUUGAGUUGGAUGACAAAACAUGGUUGCAAGCACAUCGGCAUGUGCUUUUCAAUUGUGAAUCAGAAGUGGUUGAGAAUUAUAAAAAGGAACAUAUUGCUGAAAUCAAAAGAGCACAUCGUAAGCGUCGUUUGACACAACAUCAACUUGAUCGUGUGCAUUUCGAUACAUUUCAUGAGUGGUUCAAGGAGCAAGUAAAGGAGUUGGAAGCCACAUCUAAUAUCUUAAAGGAUGUUAAAGUCCUAGCACAAGGACCGAGUUACAUUGCAAAAAGAUUUAGUGCGUUCGAUGUUAAUAAUGGGUAUCGAUUCCGAACAAAACAAAGUGAAGAGUUCAAUGUGACACAAAAUAGUGGUGUUAUGGUCGUUUCAAAGACUGAAAGUUAUGCAAGUACAAGUGAUAAUGUUCCAAAAUUUGCGAAUAUCACAUAUUAUGGCAGAUUAUAUGAUAUUAUGGAGUUAAACUACUAUGAGAAAUUUAAGGUCAUCUUAUUUAAGUGUGAUUGGGAUGAUGUAACCAAAGGUAGAGGAAUUAAGGAAGAUGACUUGGGUUUCACACUUGUGAAUUUCACACACCUGACAGACUCUGGCGAUCGACAACGUCAUGAGCCCUUUAUUUUUGCAGAACAAGCUCAACAAUUUGAGUCAUCAACGCAAAGUGAUGCCACUGACUUGGCUCUUUUAGAAAAUGCUUGGGUUUUAGAAGAUGAGUAUAAUGAUUGGGUAAGAAGUGGUGUCGAUGGGAUAAUAAUUGAUACAAACGUAGAUUCUCAACCUUCUCCAAAUGAUGGUGAAGCUAAUGUUGAGGGAGAAAAAAACAUAGAAAAUGAAUGUGAUUCUGAAUAA